AUGGGUAAUUAUUGGCUGGUACUGGUCGAUUCUUACACAAAAUGGUGUGAAAUUCACCCUAUGACCAAGAUAACAUCAAAAGCUUUGAUUACCAAGUUGCGCCAGCUAUUUGCUACCUUUGGUAUCCCAGAACAAGUGGUGUCGGAUAACGGUCGUCAGUUCACAUCCACUGAAUUCAAGAAUUUUUGCCUUUCUAAUGGCAUUCAACACUUGUUUUCGCCUCCAGACAAACAAAGUUGCAACGGCCAAGCUGAGCGGUUUGUUGGUUCGUUCAAAAUGGCCAUGAACAAAGCUGUCGGUGAGUCUGGGUCGGCGUUGGACAAAGCGAACAGAUGGUUAUUUCAAUAUCGGCUUACUCCACACCCAGCUACAGGGAUGGCGCCAGCAAACUUGAUGUUUGGCCGACAGAUUCGGUCACGAUUAGACUUGCUGCCGCGAACCCCACGAAAAGUACCGAGGGAAGAACAAAUUCAAGUUCAAAAGUACACAGCUACGGCGCUAAAGAACGCCAACAAGGCAACGAAACCCCGACAAUUCAACGUCGACGACUUCGUUUAUGCCAGAAUGUACAAUUCGGGCACAGUGAAAUGGAUUGAAGGUCGGAUUGACAGUUUUGACGGUACUAAGAUUGCCUUAGUGGUUACCGACUCCGGCAUCAUUCGUAGACACGUCGAUCAACUCAAGCAUCGUCAUGGUCCAUCUGGUGAUGCUGAUUCUUCUCCUCAGAUUCCAAUGUUCAUACCUCAGAACAAUGGAGGAGGAGGGAAUAAUGAGGUGCCAGAUAUACCAGAGGGUUCAGAUUCUUUGCCAGGCUCUGUGAACGGGGAUGUUCUCAAUGGAGGAGGAGCGGCAGAAAAUAACACACGAGAAUUGAACCCGGAGGCCGGAAAUUUGUCAGGAUAUUCAGCAAGAAGGUCGUCGUUAGGAAGGUUAUUAGAAGGGACUUCGGCUGGGCGCAUCAAACGCCAUGUAGCACCACCGGUCCGUUUGUCUUACGACAAGGACGGUAAGCAAAUUUCAACAGCCGCUAACCUUCAUUACCUCAAAAUUGAAAACGAAGUCAGCAUAA
Bursaphelenchus okinawaensis is the source of this 1069-nucleotide messenger RNA. The record is from the annotation of a GenBank genome assembly. NCBI's taxonomy places the organism in Eukaryota, Metazoa, Nematoda, Chromadorea, Rhabditida, Aphelenchoididae.